This is a messenger RNA of Aspergillus pseudoviridinutans, 777 nucleotides long. RefSeq names its product WW domain protein. The coding region runs from base 1 to 777 and encodes 258 amino acids. The record is from RefSeq and is a predicted model, not a curated record. Gene Ontology annotation, molecular function: protein binding. The transcript is spliced from 2 exons. Lineage: Eukaryota; Fungi; Ascomycota; Eurotiomycetes; Eurotiales; Aspergillaceae.
AUGUCCUACUACGGAGAAAGAGAUAACUACUACGGCGGGCCGCCUCAACCCUCCUACGGCCAGCCUCCCUACGGGCAACAGCAACAGCAACCACCAUCCUACGGCCGGCCACCUUACGGGCAACAGCAACAACAACCAUCCUACGAUCGCCCUCCCUACGACCGGCCCCCCUACGACCGUCCUCCCCCCGAACGCUCCCCCUCCUCCUUCGAUCCAUCCCGCCCCCGCUACGAGGGACCACCCUACAACAGCUCUUCGCCCGCACCUCCGCCUUCCGCCCGCCCACCCCCAGGCCCCCCACCGCCUCUUCCCCUCGGCUGGGUCCAAGAAUGGGAACCUAGUCUUCGCCGCGCAUUCUUCGUCGAGACUGCAACAGGCCGCUCGCAGUGGGAGACCCCCAUGCAAGACUCCGACCAUGCCAGGGGACUAGGCGGGCCCCCGCCGCCUCACUAUGCUUCUCCGCCGCCGCCGCAGCAGGACAGAGGCUACUAUGCUUCUCCUCCCCCGCCGCCGCAGCAGGACGGAGGCUACUACCCCCCUCCCGGGGGCGCGUAUCCGCCUCAGGACCAGAAGAAGAAGUCCGGCGGGAUGGGGAAGAUCAUUGCGGGAGGUGUGGCGGGUGUGGCGCUCGGUGCGGCCGGUAUGGCGCUGUGGGACCAUGAGAAGCGUGAGGACGAAGAGGAGGAGGAGCUCAAGGAGCGGGUGGAGAGGUUGGAGGAGGAGAGGUAUUCGGAUCGUGAGGAGCGGGCUUACUCGCCUCCUGUGGAUGAUUGGUAG